Molecule: messenger RNA, 998 nt
Organism: Cyprinodon variegatus (sheepshead minnow)
Lineage: Eukaryota; Metazoa; Chordata; Actinopteri; Cyprinodontiformes; Cyprinodontidae
Product: alpha-1,6-mannosylglycoprotein 6-beta-N-acetylglucosaminyltransferase B-like
Exons: 8
Biological process (GO): protein N-linked glycosylation
Cellular component (GO): Golgi apparatus
Molecular function (GO): alpha-1,6-mannosylglycoprotein 6-beta-N-acetylglucosaminyltransferase activity
Source: RefSeq, a predicted model, not a curated record
CUCUACAGGUUUUUAGGUGUUCCACCUGGAAGAGGAAGCUGCCCCCUGACAGGACCUUUACCGUUUGACCUCAUGUACACUGAUUACCACGGACUACAGCAAAUGAAGCAGCACUUGGGUCUUUCUCUGAGGAAGCACAAAUGCCAUAUUCGGGUGAUUGACACCUUCGGCACAGAGCCUGCUUACAACCACGAGGAAUAUGCCACUCUUCACGGCUACAGAACCAACUGGGGCUACUGGAACCUUCAUGGCCAACAGUACAUGACCAUGUUCCCCCACACUCCAGACAACUCUUUUAUGGGUUUUGUGGCAGAGGAACUGAAUGAGACUGAGAGGAUGUUUAUUCAGAGGAACAAAGUCAACAACAUGGCUGUUGUCUAUGGCAAAGAUGCCAGCAUGUGGAAGCUUCAAGGUAAAGAAAAUUUCCUGGCAAUCCUGCAUCGUUACAUGGAUAUCCAUGGUACUGUGUACUUUGAGACGCAGCGCCCCCCAGAGGUCCCUGCUUUUGUUAAGAAUCAUGGUCUGUUACCUCAGCAGGAGCUGCAGCAGCUCCUCAGAAAGGCAAAGCUAUUCAUUGGAUUUGGCUUCCCAUAUGAAGGCCCGGCUCCUUUAGAAGCGAUAGCCAAUGGCUGCAUUUUUCUGCAACCCAAGUUUAAUCCUCCUCACAGCUCUCUCAAUCAUGAAUUCUUCAGAGGGAAGCCCACCUCCAGAAAGGUGUCCUCUCAACAUCCCUACGCAGAGGAGUAUAUCGGCAGGCCGCAUGUCAUCACCAUUGACUUCAAUAACUCUGAAGUAUUUGAAGCAACCAUACGUGAGAUCAUGAAGAUCGAUGUGGAGCCGUUCCUGCCCUAUGAAUAUACAUGUGAAGGAAUGCUUGAAAGGGUUCAUGCCUAUAUUCAGAAUCAGGUGGGUAUUCAGCAUAAUGAUGGUUUGGGGUCCAGAUUAUACACCAAUACGCCAAGAGCAAGAGGGCUGUUUUUAUAUUCUACAUCCAUACA